This is a messenger RNA of Fomitiporia mediterranea MF3/22, 2450 nucleotides long. RefSeq lists its product as uncharacterized. The record is from RefSeq and is a predicted model, not a curated record. The transcript has 8 exons. Gene Ontology annotation, molecular function: Arp2/3 complex binding. Gene Ontology annotation, cellular component: actin cortical patch. Gene Ontology annotation, biological process: actin cortical patch localization; actin cortical patch assembly; endocytosis. NCBI's taxonomy places the organism in Eukaryota, Fungi, Basidiomycota, Agaricomycetes, Hymenochaetales, Hymenochaetaceae. Bases 252 to 2330 code for a protein of 692 amino acids.
CUCGUCACCACAACACAUCGCGGCGACAGAGGCACAGCACAGAGGACACUACCACUUCUUGCGCCGCCUUCAUACAGCAUUCGCACCAUUGCCUCUCCAGAACCUCGGGGCUUACCGACGCUUUGGCUUCUCACCCUCCACGGUCAGGUGCUACCCUAGCUUUGGUUGAGUGCUCGACGAAUCCGGCGUGCUGGACCUAAAUAAGGAGCAGGCUGGUACAACUGGUAGCUCUCUGACAUCUUACACUAACCAUGGAGGACUUUGGGAUUGUCUAUAUCAUCGAGAAUGCCCAGCAGUUUUGGUCAGAGCUUGAGGAUAUCCUGCGGAUAUCUGAGGAUGCGAGUUUGGGUCAGCUAGAUGCGACUCUAUCGCGCUUCGUUUCUUUCUGCGCGACAUACCAUGAACAAUAUCUGCAAUCACCUAUCCAGCUGGAGCACGCAUGCUCGCUUCUCCUGCAGUGUGAUCUUUUUACGUUUCACUCGGAGAGGAUGCGCGAGCGACUCCUGGAAGACGCAGAGAAGACCACCGACCCUCACGGCCAACUCAUAUUGUUCCAAAUUCUCCUACAAUACGGCCGCAACCAUCCAAGCUUUCUUCGUUCACAAAAGAAAUGGGCUCCCCUGCUUCCCCUGCUUAUGGAUUACGUCCUGCUCGACUUUGAUCCGGAAGUAGAAGACCUUGCUACGAGCUCGGGAUGGAAUAAAACAUUACCUACCCCUAUCGAAGCGAAUUUGCGGAUCUUGGCUGUCGGGAUUCUUUACGAAGUAUGCAGAGUACAGAAGUUUUCUCUGGCGGAUUUACGAGUCUUUGACGAUGCCUUCAUUGAUUUUCUUUUCGAUCUCGUCGAACAAACUCGACAUAUGCAAGAUGAAGCGUUGAAUUACUCGCUCAUUAAAUUAAUAGUCGCAUUAAACGAACAAUUCAUGGUUGCGACUGUCUCGUCAAGUACAUCUAGUAAUGGCCAUAAGGAUUCAAAACACUUGCCUGCAGAGCAGAACAACCGAGUACUUCGUGUCCUCAUGCUUCGAUUGAAUUCUAGCAAAACAUUUGGCGAAAAUAUGAUUUUCAUGCUAAAUCGCGCUGGCCGUACACCGGAAGAUUUAUGCAUGCAAUUGUUGGUUCUGAAAAUAUUGUACCUAUUAUUUACGACAAAAGGCACAACUGAAUAUUUCUACACCAAUGAUUUGCGUGUCCUUGUCGAUGUGUUCUUGCGGGAACUUGUUGACCUGGACGAAGAUAGCGAAUCAUUACGACACACCUACCUCCGCGUACUCCAUCCCCUCCUCACACGCACUCAGCUCCGCUCGGUGCCAUACAAACGGCCGCAGGUCGUACGAACAUUAGAGUCUCUAAUCAGCCAUUCAAGCAUCCGAGAUAUCAAUCCUACGACUAAGCGUCUCGUUGAACGAUGUCUAUCAGGUGACUGGUGCGUGCAACUACGGCGCGUUAACUCGCCCGGAUCGGACACAACCGCGACCGGAUUCAGUACUGGUACAAGCAGAGGUAAUAGUCCUGGUGUGGCUGACACGGUGUCAACGGCUAAGGACGAAUAUAUUCCGACAUCGUCGCCGGAUAGCCCUCACUUUUUGAAGCCACGCGAGAGGCAGCAUUCGAUAAAGGCAAGCAAGAGUGUUGAGAACCUAAGGAAGACAAACGGUACGAAGGGCAAAACACACGGCGAAUCUUACACAAAACACGGGAAUGCCAGCGUGUUAAACCUCCAGUCAAUUGGUGCUGCCCUUCCGGCUACAUCAUUACCUGUUUCACCCACUUCACCGAUUACAAAUGUCAAGCUGCCUCAACGUGCCUCGACACUACCUGAUCAGAAUCUAUCGUCUUCGUCGAGUGCGUCUCUCCCAUCUUCCGUCUCCUCUCUGGAUCAGCUCGCUGGAGCGACUAGUUCACCGAAACACCCUCCUUCGAUUUCACGAGUGCACAGCCAUCAAGGCACUUCAUCCGGAUCUACCCCUGCCCCUCCGGCUGUAACUGUACACUCCAGUUCACUCGGACAAGUCGUUGACAGCAUCGUGUCUCCUACGCCCGUCCAACACUCCUCAGGUCGUUCUCAAUCUUCGAUGUCAGGAAAGAAGAACUUUUCUUACAACCCAAGCUCAAACUCGACUUCACGUUCUUAUGAGCAGGAAAGACAACGACGAAGUGCACCGCCCACACCGCCACCGAAACGACGCAAACCGCCUGCGAUACCUGUCGAGAAAACGGCACGUACGGCGGGUGGAGCGACAAUGAUGACUAUCGCUUCUUCGUCUGUGACAGGGGGUAGGAAGGCGCCUAGUCCACUGAGCAGAGUGCAUCCUGUAAAUCCGUCCUAACAUUUGUUCGUUACGAUUUUCUUUUUCGGUGAUGAAGCUUUUCUCUCUCUUUUAAUUUUUGUAUAUAGUCUGAGGAUAUUAAUCGUAUCGAGGCUUCAUAAACAUUUCGCUCAUGCACAC